Molecule: messenger RNA, 606 nt
Organism: Sparassis crispa
Lineage: Eukaryota; Fungi; Basidiomycota; Agaricomycetes; Polyporales; Sparassidaceae
Exons: 3
Coding region: 1-606 (201 amino acids)
Source: RefSeq, a predicted model, not a curated record
AUGGGGUUACCUGCGAGUAUCGCGGAUAUAUUCCGUGUCUUCGUCGAUGCGACGGCAGGCGCCUCUCUCCGUGACAUAAAGCUAUACACUUCGGUUCCACUUCAGGAUAUGGAGACAAUCGGAUUGGGCAGAUUGUGGCAAGCUGCAGGCGCAUCUCUUCGUUUGGUGGAGUUCGGUGUCUUUGCCAACGUCAAUCUUGACGCAGAAAAAUUGAAGAACACAGUGGAACAGCAUCUCAGCCUUGCGCAGAAUGUCAACCUCACCUCCCUCACGAUGGGGCUUAUGGUUGGCAAUGACCCGGACUACUCCUGGUUACCCGUAUUUCUCUCCCAGAUCACAUCUCGUGAAUUUCACGAGAUUAUAUUCAAUGUGUGGAUCCCGCCCCAAUUUCACGGCGAUCCAAACAUAGAAGGAAUAAUCCAGAGAGUCCUCGAUUUGAUUCAUUGCAAUCUCAUUGAGGAGACACUCUCCCUUACGAAGUUUGCCAAGUUGCAAUCAGUCACGUUCAAGAUCCCGAGAACAACUGAAGUCUGGAAGUGGGACGAAGCACUCUUGACUCGGUUGCCGAAGUUGCACACACGGAAUAUUCUGCAUUGUAGUGCGUAG